AGGAUGGGGACAGAGCUGCCCCCCGAGCUCACCGAGGUGCCCCUUGGGGGGAACGGGAGUGCCCAGCCGGUGCCUGACACAGCCCUGCUGCCCCCGGCGCGGGGCAUGGCCAUGUUCAUCGUCCGCUGCGUCAUCCCUUCGCUUUACCUGCUCAUCAUCACUGUGGGCUUGCUGGGCAACGUCACCCUCAUGAAGAUCUUCAUCGCCAACAGUGCCAUGAGGAGCGUGCCCAACAUCUUCAUCUCUAGCCUUGCUGCUGGUGAUCUGCUGCUGCUAGUGACCUGUGUGCCGGUGGAUGCCUCCCGGUAUUUCUCUGAGGAGUGGCUUUUUGGGGAGGUGGGCUGCAAGCUCAUCCCUGCCAUCCAGCUCACCUCUGUUGGUGUCUCUGUCUUCACCCUCACUGCCCUCAGUGCUGACAGGUACAAAGCGAUUGUAAAUCCCAUGGACAUCCAGACCUCCAGUGCAGUGCUAUGGACCUGUCUUAAAGCUGUCGCUAUCUGGGUAAUCUCCGUGCUCCUAGCAGUUCCUGAAGCAGUGUUCUCUGAGCUAGCCCACAUCAAUGACACGGAUAAUGCCACUUUCACAGCAUGCAUACCAUAUCCCAUGACGGAUGACAUGCACCCGAAGAUCCAUUCUGUGCUGAUUUUCCUUGUGUAUUUCCUUAUCCCUCUCACCAUUAUUAGUAUCUACUACUACCAUAUUGCAAAGAGCUUAAUAAAAAGUGCUCACAACAUCCCUGGAGAAUACAGUGAGCAUUGCAAAAGACAGAUGGAAACUCGGAAACGUCUGGCAAAAAUUGUCCUAGUUUUUGUUGGCUUCUUUGCUAUCUGCUGGUUUCCUAACCACGUGCUAUACAUGUACCGAUCUUUUAAUUACAAUGAGAUUGAUCCAUCGACGGGACAUAUGGUUGUUACCUUAGUGGCCCGAGUGCUAAGCUUCUGCAACUCUUGUGUCAAUCCAUUUGCACUGUAUUUUCUCAGUGAGAGUUUUCGAAGACAUUUCAACAACCAGCUUUGCUGCAGGAGGAAAGAUCAGCAAGAAAGAUCUGUCAGCUACUUGCGCAACUCUUCUGCCAUUCAAAUGACUUCCCUGAAAAGCAAUACCAGGAACACAGUAACUAGCAUGACACAACUGAACGGGCACAACUUGAAACAAGAAAUGUCAUUAUGAUUUAAUAGGUG
Messenger RNA from Falco peregrinus (peregrine falcon), 1181 nucleotides. RefSeq names its product neuromedin B receptor (gene NMBR). Lineage: Eukaryota; Metazoa; Chordata; Aves; Falconiformes; Falconidae. Gene Ontology annotation, molecular function: bombesin receptor activity. Gene Ontology annotation, cellular component: membrane. Gene Ontology annotation, biological process: bombesin receptor signaling pathway. Bases 4 to 1170 code for a protein of 388 amino acids. The transcript has 3 exons. The record is from RefSeq and is a predicted model, not a curated record.